CUCAAGGCUGCCUGGUGAGUCAGCACUGCAGGCUGGCAGGGCUCAGGAAUGCUGAUGGCUGGGUCUCCUGCUUUCCCUGUGGUUGCCCUAGCAAAGCUCUCAUGGGUCUCAAAAGACAAGCAUUGACUGAAGUCACAGAUAUAGCAGAAGAUACUGUUCCUAGGAUGGGGAUUCCCCUGCACUAGUUACUUUAAUCAAUCAGUUUGAGAUAGAGAUACACAUCUAUAUAUACACAGACAGCGUUUUCAAGGCUUUGGUUCAGGGGCCCUUGAGUGAACAUCAUCUUCCCAUGGGCUUCUCAACACAGCAUGAGGCUUCACAGAUUCAAAGCAACCUGUACCAUACGUGACAUCUGUGUGCGCUGCUCCUCAGAAACAAGGCUAGCUGAUAAUUUCUAUUUGUGUGGAGGAUGCACUGUACCCUGUCGACUACUAUAUGAGCUGUAUAUUGAAACCUGCAAUCCAGAUUUCAAGAUUCAAGUACAUCCAUCCACCUUUGGAAAGCUUAUUCAGUUAGUGUUCCCAGGCCUGGUGACAAGAAAACGGACCACAGCAGGGAGUAUCAGAUAUCAUUAUGAUGGAGUAGCUAUCAAGAAGGAGUCUUCCUUUUAUGCGCGUUUUUGCUGUCUUCUGUAUGAACAAAAUUAUCUCAGGCACUGCUCUCCGGAGGAAGUGAGCAUCUCUGAAGUGCAGCCAAGCACCAGAAGUUCCUGGAGUUCUGAAAAUGCAGCUGAUUACAAGAAGACUAGACAAAAAAAAGGACCAAGUAAGGAUUUGCAGUAUUAUCCAUCUGUCAUUUAUCUGAAGACUGAACAGGAGACAUUUCAUUACCUUUCUCCUGAUUUCAACCAGUUCUUCUUUGGAGAGCAAGCACAAAGUGAAACAUACCCCUAUGAACUGAUUGCACUGCUUGCCAAUGACUACUACAACUAUUGUCAAGUUAUUUUACAAAUGGUGAGAGAGACCAAGCUUGACAAGGUGGAAGAUUGUAUCAUGUCGUUCUGGACUUCUCUGCAGCCUGAAAGAAUAGAACUGAUGUGCCUGCCAGAUGUGUGCCAGCUGUUGAAAAGCUAUGAUAGGUAUCUAUUCAAGGAACUGGAGAACAUUCUACUUCCUGAUUUCCUGGAGGAGGUGCCUGCUCAACACAUAGACUUAAUCAGAUCAUUCAGUGAAAAUGUUAAAUGUUGGAUGCUUAAUCCUUUGGGAGGUUUUCCAUUACUGCUCCAAACGUCCAAGUCUAAUGAAGCUAAAGAGUUUGUAAAAAGACUCAGGAGGCAGACAGACCUUUGCAACAUGGUCAAGACAGUAAGAACACUCUUGAACAACAACAGCACAGUCACUGUUCUGCGAUCAGGCUUGCAUGCCAUCUUCAAUGAGAAAUCUCUGGAUGUGACUAAAGGCCUCUUUCAAGAGAAGUUUAGGAAUCCAAAGAAGAGGCAGAAAAACAUACAAUUAAAAUGUUUGAAAAACUUCAUUUCUUCACUGACAUCUUCCACAAAUAUUCGGGAUCUCCUGAGCUGUUUGUCUUCAGAUCUCCAGACUUUCGUUAUUAAGCCAAGCAAAAGUAAAGAGGCAUUUAAAGAGCAGGCAUCAGAUUUCAUGUUGAAAUGGAACCUCCUACUGAGCAAUGUAGGCAAGAUUCUGACCAUCAACAAGACAGACAGUUUUGGAUCCUGGCUUUUGUUGAAUAUGCUACUUGUUGAUUUUGCGGCUCACAUUUUCCAGUCCUAUAUAGAAGAGGAGAAGGAAGAAGGAAAUGCCUUGGCUGCAAAGCAAAAUGAGGUCCCGGUUUUGUGUGUCUACGAGCCCAGCCAUCUCUCGGCCUGUUUUCCUGAGGAAGAACCUCAAGCCAAUGCUCCACAGACAGCUCUUGUGAUGCAGAACCAGAAUAACUUUGGAUUUAGCAAUGCUUUCCAGAGUUCUGAGUUGUUUGGUGAACACAGCCACUAUGAGCAAGCACAUCCAGAUAAUUUAGGAAGAGAAAAUUAUUAUAUAAUGUACUAAGUUGGAUCUUCAAGUUGGAAAGGAAACAUUUCUUUGUCAAAAAGAUGAACUGACAUUUUUUGCCUCCAAUGAACAGCAGAUCUUCAGAGAAAAGCAUCCUGACUAUAGCAUUCUAUAUGCUAUGCCAUUCUUACUUUUUGAUAGACCUUUAAGAAAUAUUGUUUUCAUUCUCUUAAACUUCAGAUAUUAAAAUAAAAAAUACUAAAUGCAAAACUGGGCUAGCAAUGCAGUUAUUUGUAGUUGUCAUGUGAUUUGAUUUAGAUUAUUUGAAUAAACCUUCAGAAGAUAAAAGUGAACUAUUUUUGGCUUUGUUUUAAGUAUUUCUUGUAUUUUUCUGUUGUCAGUAAAGCUGAAAAUCUACCUGAGGUAAUAAUGGUAAAUUUAUCUGGAAGCUACAACAUAAAUGAACGACUCUGUGUUAAUGCUGCUUGUGUCUACGA
Prinia subflava (tawny-flanked prinia) is the source of this 2443-nucleotide messenger RNA. RefSeq names its product regulatory factor X8 (gene RFX8). Gene Ontology annotation, biological process: regulation of transcription by RNA polymerase II. Lineage: Eukaryota; Metazoa; Chordata; Aves; Passeriformes; Cisticolidae. The record is from RefSeq and is a predicted model, not a curated record. The transcript has 18 exons. Bases 309 to 2003 code for a protein of 564 amino acids. Gene Ontology annotation, molecular function: DNA-binding transcription factor activity, RNA polymerase II-specific; RNA polymerase II cis-regulatory region sequence-specific DNA binding.